This is a messenger RNA of Cydia amplana, 772 nucleotides long. RefSeq names its product trafficking protein particle complex subunit 4 (gene Trs23). Gene Ontology annotation, cellular component: TRAPP complex. Gene Ontology annotation, biological process: endoplasmic reticulum to Golgi vesicle-mediated transport. NCBI's taxonomy places the organism in Eukaryota, Metazoa, Arthropoda, Insecta, Lepidoptera, Tortricidae. The transcript is spliced from 4 exons. The coding region runs from base 68 to 721 and encodes 217 amino acids. The record is from RefSeq and is a predicted model, not a curated record.
UUGUGGGUGUUGUUUUGAUGAUAAAUGCACAUUAUUUCAAGUAUUAGAUAAAAUAAAGUCAUUAACUAUGGUGAUAUAUGGUGUGUUCAUCGUAAGCAAGUCCGGGGGACUUAUAUACAAUUACGACCACAACAUUCCACGAGUGGAAACUGAGAAAACAUUUGGAUUUCCACUGGAUAUCAAACUGCAGUACGAAAAUAAGAAAGUAGUAGUAGUAUUUGGGCAAAGAGACGGCAUAAACGUUGGACACGUACUACUCUCUGUAAACGGGUCUCCAGUGACUGGCGGGACAACAGAAGAUGGCAGGGAUGUCUUCACCAUUAUAGAAACUAAGGAAAACUACCCACUAAGCUUAAAAUUUGGCCGGCCUCGCGCCACCACAAAUGAAAAGAUUGUGCUGGCUAGUAUGUUCUACCCGCUGUUUGCACUGGCCAGCCAGCUAAGCCCUGUUCCUAAGUGCUCAGGGAUAGAGUCCCUCACUGCUGACUCAUUCAAGCUUUCUUGCUUCCAGACUCUCACAGGUGUAAAGUUCAUACUGGUUACGGAGCCAAGUAUGACAGGCAGCGAGGCGGUACUCAAGCGCAUCUACGAGCUGUACUCAGACUAUGCACUCAAGAACCCAUUCUACUCCCUAGAGAUGCCCAUUCGCUGUGAACUCUUUGAUACUUCUCUACACACGCUGCUGGAAUUGGUGGAGAAAUCUGGAACUAGCAAUUUGUAGAAUAGUUAGGAUAAGAAUUAAUGUUAUUGUUUAUAAAUUAUACAUAUUUUA